Cooperia oncophora is the source of this 1314-nucleotide messenger RNA. Lineage: Eukaryota; Metazoa; Nematoda; Chromadorea; Rhabditida; Trichostrongylidae. The record is from the annotation of a GenBank genome assembly.
AUGAUGAAUAUCUGGCGCUUUUUCCCCGGCAUGUCGGAUUUUUUCUACGCUGGCAAGGAGAAAUUGAAUAGUUCGGAGUGUAACCAUGGAGUGAACCUCAUGAAAUUCAGGGAACUGCCGAUCGGACCUCUCUCAAAAGGUAAUGAACCUGCACCUCGCAGUGGCCAUAGAAUAUUUUUGGACAACGAGUUUCUUUACGUCGUUGGAGGAUUUGAUAGGACUGCGGACGAGCAAGGUGGCAAAAUCUAUAGAGAGGUUUGGAAGUAUAACUUAUUGACACAAGAAUGGACAGAGAUGGAUCUUCUUGGUAAUUUCCCAACCGCGCUAGCUUCGUUUGCUUUGGUGCAGAGUUUACCGUAUUCGAACCAAGUUGUGCUUUUCGGAGGCACUGCUGUACCGUUCGGAGCAUCAACUUCUUCCAGUGUUCAUCUGCUCUCUUUCCACAACACCUCCAAUUCGAUCGUUUCCACGCUACUACCUGUGGAAGGGGAGAAACUAGCUACUUACGGGCACGCUAUGUUGCGCGGUUCGGAUCCAUGUACCUUCUAUGUGAUCGGUGGCACCACAGGACACAAUUUUUUCCUAGACGUUGACAAAUUAACUUUCGAAGAUGGCAAAUGGAGAUGGACAAGUGAAGCACAAGCGACCCCGAACAUGGAAGGACGCUACCGCCUUGAAGCGGUUCUACAUGAUGACCUAAUCUUCCUUUUCGGUGGUGGUCGUCCUGAUUACGUCACUGAACUUCGCACGAUUACGGUAUUUGAUACCAAGAAAAAAGUGUUCGUGGACUUACCAACUCUUCCCGAUGAAAGUGCAGGCAAUGGGAAUUGGGAAGAUGGAUACCCCAAAGGGAGAAGGUGUCAUUCGGUGACGAAAUGGAAGAGAAAGGCCAUUCUCAUCGGCGGUUGCAGCGCUGAUAAAGACGACGAUGAUGUUAGACACGUGGACAUGUACAGCGAUGUGUGGUCGUUCGACUUGGACACCCAUCAGUGGAAGAAAAUGCCAUUUGAGCUGGCUACCCCAGUGUUCUUCCACGAUGCAGCAAUUACGAAGGAAGGAUGUCUCUUGGUCUGGGGCGGAGUACGUGACAUCUACAGUUCGCAUCGAACAAAUAUCGGCCAAUAUUGUUACCUGGAACCUCCUUCUCUGAAAACUUUGGCUGCCCUUUCACUACGACCGUACAUAUACUACAAGACCAUCGAGGAAGCUAACAACUUGCGAUUUUCGUGUGUGAUGGAUGUCGUGCGAGGUAUAUGCAGUAACCAGCGUUCCAAUAGUUCGUCGCCAACAAUCAGUGAAGCUUCUACGAAUUGA